AUGUCACUGAGAGCCGAAAGCCAUGCAGCUACAUCAACGCUGAAGAAGAUCGCUGCAGACAUGAGCAACAUCAUCGAGAGCCUGGACACCAGGGAGCUCCAUUUCGAGGGGGAGGAGGUUGACGCGGAGGUGCUAAAUGACCCAAAAGUGUGCAUUCCCUUCUCUGCCAUCUAUCACACCCGUGGGUUCAAGGAGCCGGGCACGCAGGCGUACCUCACGGGAUGUCCUGUUCGAGUGCGUGUGUUGGAAGUGGAACGCUUUACUUCCACGAAGAAGGUACCAAGCCCCAAUGUUUACACCAUCGAGCUGACCCAUGGAGAGUUCACCUGGCAGGUGAAAAGGAAGUUCAAGCACUUCCAAGAGUUCCACAGGGAGCUGCUGAGGUACAAAGCCUUCGUGCGCAUCCCUAUCCCUACCAGGAGUCACACGGUGAGGAGACAAUCCAUCAAAAGGGGAGAGCCGAGGCAGAUGCCGAGUCUGCCGCACACUGCAGAGAGCACAGUGCGGGAAGAGCACUUCUCCAGCAGGAGGAAACAGCUGGAAGACUACUUGACAAAGAUCCUAAAAAUGCCGAUGUACAGGAACUACCAUGGAACAAUGGAGUUCAUUGGAGUAAGCCAGCUGUCAUUCAUCCAUGACCUGGGACCGAAGGGCAUAGAAGGGUUGAUCAUGAAGCGCUCCGGGGGCCACCGCAUACCUGGCCUGAACUGCUGCGGCCAAGGAAGGAUGUGCUACCGAUGGUCCAAAAGGUGGCUGGUGGUGAAGGACUCUUUCCUGCUGUACAUGAAGCCAGACUCGGGGGCCAUCGCCUUUGUCCUGCUGGUAGAUAAGGAAUUCAACAUUAAGAUAGGCCGGAAAGAAACAGAAACGAAAUACGGGUUGCAGAUCGACAAUCUCUCUAGGUCGCUGAUUUUGAAGUGUAACAGCUACAGACAUGCCCAGUGGUGGAGGCAGGGCAUAGACGAGUUCAUUCGGAAACACGGCAAGGACUUCCUCACGGAGCAUCGCUUCGGCUCAUAUGCAGCCGUGCAGGAGAACACGCUGGCCAAGUGGUAUGUAAAUGCUAAGUCGUACUUUGAAGAUGUCGCAAAUGCCAUGGAAGCUGCUAAGGAAGAAAUUUUCAUCACAGAUUGGUGGCUGAGCCCUGAAAUCUUCAUGAAACGCCCCGUUGUGGAAGGGAAUCGCUGGCGGCUGGACUGCAUCCUCAAGCGGAAAGCGCAACAAGGAGUGAGAAUUUUUGUUAUGCUGUACAAAGAGGUGGAGCUCGCCCUGGGGAUCAACAGUGAAUAUAGCAAGCGGACGCUCAUGCACCUUCAUCCGAACAUUAAGGUGAUGAGACACCCGGACCACGUGUCCUCCUCUGUGUACCUCUGGGCCCACCACGAGAAGCUCGUCAUAGUUGACCAGUCGGUGGCAUUUGUGGGUGGCAUCGACUUGGCGUAUGGCAGGUGGGAUGACGACGAGCAUCGCCUGACCGACGUGGGCAGCGUGAAACGAAUGGUGGCGGUGAAGUCGGUGUCGACGACCAACCUGACAGUAACGGAGUCGUCUGAACGUAUCCCUCUGCAGUCGCAAACUCUGUCCCCAGAAAGCCACUUGUUCCAGAGGAAUGCUGAUGACACCUCAGACAUAUCAAAAAUGAAAGGAGUAGGAAAACCCAAAAAGUUUUCAAGGUUCAGUAUUUACAAGCAUCUCCAUAAACACAGCAUGCACCACGCUGACAGCGUCAGCAGCAUAGACAGUGAAUCAAGUUACUGUAACUCCCCUAGAAGUCAACCGAAUAUAAUCCAGAGUUUAAAGCCCCAUCUGAAAAUGUUCCAUCACCAUACUGAAUCCAAACAGGGGCUCGCUGAGCCUCAGGAGGAUAAAGGAUCCAUCCGCAGCUUGAAGACGGGUGUUGGUGAGCUGCUUGGGGAAACCAGGUUCUGGCACGGAAAAGACUAUUGUAACUUUGUCUUUAAAGACUGGGUUCAACUUGACAAACCUUUUGCUGACUUCAUUGACAGAUACACCACCCCGAGGAUGCCCUGGCACGACAUCUCCUCCGUGGUACAUGGCAAAGCGGCGCGUGAUGUUGCCCGUCACUUCAUCCAGCGCUGGAACUUCACCAAGAUUAUGAAGCCCAAAUACCGAUCCCUGUCCUACCCGUUCCUGUUGCCGAAGUCUCAGCAAACUGCUAACGAGUUGAAGUAUCAGGUGCCCGAGGCUGUUCAUGCCACGGUCCAGGUGAUCCGUUCUGCUGCUGACUGGUCGGCCGGCAUUAAAUACCACGAGGAGUCCAUCCACAACGCCUACGUCAGCGUGAUCCAAAACAGCAAGCACUACAUCUAUAUAGAAAACCAGUUUUUUAUUAGCUGUGCUGAUGACAAAGUUGUCUGGAACAAGAUUGGCGAUGCGAUUGCUCAGAGGAUACUUAAAGCUCACAGGGAAAACAAGCGCUUCCGAGUGUACGUGGUGAUCCCGCUGCUGCCUGGGUUUGAAGGAGACAUUUCGACCGGAGGGGGAAACGCGCUGCAGGCCAUCAUGCACUUCAACUACAGGACCAUGUGCCGAGGAGAAAACUCGAUCCUGGCCCAGCUGAAGGCAGAGGUUGGAGAUAAGUGGAUAAACUACAUAUCAUUCUGUGGACUUCGAACGUACGCAGAGUUGGAAGGGAAACUAGUCACAGAGCUCAUCUAUGUUCACAGCAAACUGCUUAUUGUUGAUGACAACACAGUUAUAAUCGGCUCUGCCAACAUCAACGACCGCAGCAUGCUGGGGAAGCGGGACAGCGAGAUGGCCAUCAUCGUGCAGGACACCGAGACCGUCCCCUCCGUGAUGGAUGGGGAGGAUUACAGCGCUGGGAAGUUCGCCCAGUCCCUCCGGCUGCGGUGCUUCAGGGUUGUCCUUGGCGGCUCCGAUCUCAAUCCGGAACACCAGGAUCCCGUCUGUGACAAAUUCUUCAAGGAAGUGUGGAUUUCUACAGCAGCUCGCAAUGCCACCAUCUUCGACAAGGUUUUUCGAUGCCUUCCCAGUGACCAGGUGAAUAAUUUAACCCAACUGCGUGAUUUCAUCAACAAGCCCAAAUUAGCAAAUGAUGAUCCUGCGAAAGCAGCGGAAGAAUUAAAAAAGAUUCGUGGGUUUUUAGUACAAUUCCCCUUUCGUUUUCUGGAGGAAGAGUACUUGCUUCCCUCCGUCGGAACAAAGGAGUCCAUGGUACCCAUGGAGGUUUGGACUUAA
Molecule: messenger RNA, 3219 nt
Organism: Charadrius vociferus (killdeer)
Lineage: Eukaryota; Metazoa; Chordata; Aves; Charadriiformes; Charadriidae
Gene: PLD1
Product: phospholipase D1, phosphatidylcholine-specific
Exons: 26
Coding region: 1-3219 (1072 amino acids)
Biological process (GO): regulation of microvillus assembly; phosphatidic acid biosynthetic process; intracellular signal transduction
Molecular function (GO): D-type glycerophospholipase activity; phosphatidylinositol binding
Source: RefSeq, a predicted model, not a curated record